CGCUGGCACAAAAAAGCACAAGACGUGACCACUUUGUCUCACAACAGCCCCAGCGAGGAGCAAACAACAUCAAGCACAAUGGCUCGUCGGUGGUUCCACCCAACAAUCUCGGGCCUGGAUGCCGAGAAGCUGCUGAAGCAGUAUGGCAAGCAUGGCUCCUUCCUUGUUCGAAGCAGCCAAACCAACAAGAACGACUACGCCCUCUCCGUGCUUCGUGGCGACUCCGUGCUGCACGUCAAGAUCCAGAACACAGGCGAUUUCUAUGACCUGUAUGGCGGCGAGAAGUUUGCCAACUUGUCAGAGCUCAUCUCAUACUACACACAGGAGCACAACACGCUGAAAGAGAAAAACGGCAAUGAGAUUGAGCUGCUGGACCCCCUCCUCUCGGAAGACCCGACAUCAGAGAGGUGGUUCCACGGCAACCUGUCGAGUCGGGAGAGCGAGGAGGCGCUGAUGCAGCGCGGGCAGGACGGCUCGUAUCUCGUGCGCACAUCCUCCAGCCAGCCCGGUCGCUACGUCCUCACCGUCAGGGUGAAGAACGAAGUGACGCAUAUCAUGAUCCGUGCCGGUCGCGGCGUGUAUGAUCUUGGUGGCGGACAGCAGUUCUGCGACCUCGCUUCCCUCAUUGAGCACUACAAGAAGCAUCCGAUUAUUGAGGCCAACAGCCGCGUGGUGAAGCUGGUGUACCCCUUCAACGCAACCCGCCUCACCCUCUCCGCCAUCGCAGGCAGAUUCGACGAGCUCUCAAAGGAGUCUGACGAUGUUGGGGCGCGGGCCGGGUUCUUUGAAGAAUUCGAGCAGUUGCAGCAGAUGGAGGCACAGUUUCUCGAGAAGCCGCGCAUUGAGGGCACCCGUCCAGAGAACAAGCCCAAGAACAGAUACAAAAACAUCCUCCCUUACGAUGAGACGCGUGUGAAGUUGCGUGAUGUCGGACCGGAAGUUGGCGCCGAUUACAUCAACGCGAAUUACGUCAACGGCGAGGCUGCUGGCACCAACCACGCCUACAUUGCGUCACAGGGCUGCAUGCCCACAACCGUGCCCUCCUUCUGGCAGAUGAUCUGGGAGAACGAUGUUCACAUUGUGGUGAUGGUGACGAAGGAGGUUGAGCGCGGGCGCCACAAGUGCACACGCUACUGGCCUGACAACGCCGGGGACAGCGCCGACUACGGCGGCUUCCGCGUGCUGAUGCAGGCCGAAGAGGACAGGGGCCCUUUCAUUAUCCGCACCCUCGUCGUCCAGAAGGGCUCUGACCCUGCGCGGACGGUGUAUCAGUACCACUACACCAACUGGCCGGACCACGGUGUUCCCGACGAUGCAGAGAUUCUCAGCCUUCUCCUCACGGUCCGCGAACACAAUAAAGACGUCAAGGAGAAGAGCCAGCGUCCUGUCGGGCCCCUCCUCGUCCAUUGCAGUGCUGGUAUUGGGCGAACGGGCACCAUCAUCGUCAUCGACAUCAUCAUGGACAAGAUUGAGCAAGAAGGCACUGGGAUUGAUGUUGACAUCCAAAAGAGCAUCCAGGGGAUCCGUGCACAGCGCUCUGGCAUGAUCCAGACGGCGGCGCAGUAUCGGUUUGUGUACAAGGCGAUCCUGGACCACAUCAACAACCUUCGCUCGGUGAUGGAGGGUGGUGACGUGACGACAGACCGACAACUGUACGAAGACCUCGUCCUCCGCCAGAAGAAAUUCUGACCCACAACACCUUUCUCGUCUUCUGCGACUGCGUCUGUGCUUUGGCACGCGCGCGCGCGCGUGUGUGUGCGCGCGCGUGUGUGCGUGUGCAUGUGUGUGCGUGUGUGUUUGCAUGUGUGUGCGUGUCUUGGUUUGCCUUGUUCUCUACUUCCUCCUCUUGUGCGUCUGCAUUGAAUGAACCAACACGACGUUGAUGGAGGA
Molecule: messenger RNA, 1890 nt
Organism: Salpingoeca rosetta
Lineage: Eukaryota; Choanoflagellata; Craspedida; Salpingoecidae
Product: tyrosine-protein phosphatase corkscrew
Exons: 15
Coding region: 79-1689 (536 amino acids)
Biological process (GO): protein dephosphorylation
Molecular function (GO): protein tyrosine phosphatase activity
Source: RefSeq, a predicted model, not a curated record